Messenger RNA from Paramecium sonneborni, 12405 nucleotides. NCBI's taxonomy places the organism in Eukaryota, Ciliophora, Oligohymenophorea, Peniculida, Parameciidae. The record is from the annotation of a GenBank genome assembly.
AUGUUUCAUUUAGUAUUUAUCUCUAUAGCUUUCUAUUAGAUAUAUGCUUAAACUAAAAUUACGUUGUAAGGUUCACAACCACUUAAGAUUGAGUGUAAAGGGGGUAAGAUAAUUAAUAAGAACUUUCAUUAGAUUAUGGUAUAUUAGGAAAUCAAGAUUUUAAUAAAUAACUAUACUAGUAAAGCAUACUAUAAUCUGUGGAUUAGAUUACAUUUAGUUUUUGGAUGAUGGUUCAUUCUUAGAUAAAAAUGACUGGAAGAUAAAUUAUAUUUAGUUUAGUUGAUGGAUUUUCAUCAAAUCCUGUAAUCUUUAUUAUUUAUUUAGUCUUUAAAUUUGAUGCUUUUUUAUUAAAUCGAAUAAGAAGAUUAUUAUUUAAGCUUAAUUAAUCAAAAAAUGACUCCAGUAAUUUUAAAAUUAAAAAUUGUCUAGUAAUUUAUAUUAUAUUAGAUAUUAGAGUAAAUAAUCUUUUCAUAGAUACAUGGAAUCAUGUAUUUCUUUCGAUUGAUUAAAAAUCUUCAAAUGUUACUUUCCUCAAUCUUAAAUUUUUUUCCACUUAUAAUUUUUAACUUUUUCAAGUAGUCGAUACAUUGAUAAAUGAAAAGUAAAUAUUGAUAUAAAUUUUAGACUAAUUUAUAAAUUUACUUAUGAAUCCAGAAUAACAAAUGAACGUUUCACUAGUAAUUCACCCGAUGAUUCUAAGGCUUGCAUUUACCUAGCAAGUUUUGAUUAUAUAAAUGGAUGGUCAUCUAUGGACUAAGAAAUAUAUGUAGAUUAUGAACCCAUACUUAAAUUUGCAUUAAAGCCUUAUGCAUCAGAUGGUAUUAUAGUAGAUAAAGUUUUUGAUCAAAUCAAUUUGAGACAAAGUACAGUUCCAAUUGAAUAUAGUGGAAAGAUAGGCAUGAAUUUGUAUAAAAAUACAUAGAUAGUUUACAAUUUCUUAGAAAAAUUGUCUUCUUUAACAAUAAUGUUUUGGGUUAAACCUUAAAAUAUAGAAUCUUCAUUUUAAUUUUUAUCUUUAACAGAUGAUGUUUUAUAAGAAACUAGUAUAGGGUUUGGAGUUAAUAAAAAUUAUGAUCUAUUGUUUUAUCAAAUUUAUACUAAGUCUCCAAUUGGGGCUUUGGCCUCCAACACUUGGAAAAAAGUUACAGCUGCAUUUUUAGAUUUAGGUUUUAAUGCAAACUUUGAGCCAUUAAAUUAAAAAAAAGCAAUGAGAAUAUUUAUUGAUAAUGUCUAAACAAAGUUAGAUUUUGUUAUGAACAUAAAACCAUAUAAAAGAUUAGUUAUAGGACCUGUUUUUAUGGAUGAUUGUGGAUAAGAAGUCAUUGACAUUUAAGAUAUAAAAAUUUUUUCAGGAUAUGGAAUUUUAUAAACAUUUAAUCAUGAUUGUUAAAUCUUGGUUGGCAAGUAUUGUGCAUUUUGUAAAUCAGGCACUCAUUAUUGUAAAGAAUAAGAUCCUAAUGAUGACAUUAAAGUUUAUAAUUGUCCAGCUGGAUAUAAAGAUUAAAAUUAUGAAUGCUCUUAAAUCAAUAUUCCAAAUUGUCUCAGAAUGUCAUCAUUUACAUGUGAGAUAUGUGCAUGGGGUUAUCAAUUAAUAAACGGAUAAUGUCAAUCUACUAAUUAAAUUGUUACUUCCCCAUACUCUUGUAAAGAUCCUAAAGCACAAUAUUGCUCUAUCAUAAAUUCGCUAACUAAAUCUGAUUAAACUAGAAACGACAUAAGUAAAUUAUGCUUAAAUAAUUUUUACUCAUUUAUAGAAUAUACCUGUUCUGGAUUAGAAGUGCCUUCAUGUUUGAAAUCUCAAUUUCCCUAUAAGUGUGCUUAGUGUAUAGAUGGGUUUACAUUAACUGAAAAUAAAGUUUGUUCAAAAAUUUGCUCAAAUAAUUAAAAAUUUUUAAAAUCAAAUGGUGAAUGUGUAAGCUAUUGUAAAAAAUAUUUAUUCAGCAUAGAAUGUUCUCCUACAGGCAGCAUAUAAAAAAACUAAUGCAAUCCAUUAGAUACUUGUUUAAGCACUGAAAAGGAUCUUGGAUAUUAUUGUUUGACAAGUGCAUAAAGUAUUCCAGGAUAAACUAAGAGUUGUUAAGUGACAAACAGCCAAAUUUUGCAAGAUUAACUUUUAAUUUGCCAUGUAAAAUGUAAAUAUUGUUUUGGUACUGGUGAAACAAAUUGCUUGGGGUGCUAUGAAAAUAUGUAUUACAAUCCUCAUACUACAUCAUGCUUGUCAAAUUGCAAUAGUUUUGAUUUGAAUGCUAGAUUCAUAUAUAAUAACAGAUAUAACUGGAUGUGUGAAUUAGAAUGUCCAUUUGAUUUAUAUACUCAGAAUUCUGAUUGUGUAAAAGAAUGCAGUGUAGGAUUUAAAUAAUUUGAUGAAAAAUGCUUACCUGAUUAAAUAUACAAAGAUUUGUUCGAAUUAAACUAAGGUUGCCCAGAAUUUUGUGAAAUAUGUAAUAGUGAUAAAAUUUGUACAAAGUGUCAAAAUCUCUUCUCUAUGGAUCAAGGUAAAUGUGUUAAAUCAUGCUAUCCAAAAUAUUUAAGUAUUAUAGAUCGAACUCGUUUAUGUAAAUUAAGUUGUGACGCUGGAGAUUUAAUCUACAAAAAUGAUAAUAUUAAUGGAUAUCAAAUUAAUAAAUGUUUUAAGAAAAAAUGUGGAGUUAUUAGAGUCAAUAAAGAAUAUUAAACUUAUUAACAUUAAACAGAUUCACAUCGAUGUCUGUAUCCAUGUGAAGCAGGAUAUUAUGGUAACACUCUCCUUCUAUAAUGUUAACCAUGUAGUAAUAAGUGUAAAACCUGUGAAAUAUCUCCAUAAUUUUGCACAUCUUGUUACCCUAUGACAUUUUUAGAAGCUAGUGAUUGUUUUGAAUCAUGUAAAGGAAAGUUUUAAAAUUAUGUAAACUGGAAUUGCGAAGGAUCUUGUUCAAUAGGAUAUAAAGUUGUAGAUAAAGUUUCCAAUAUAAAUGCUUGUGUUUCAAAAUGUGGAGAAAUCUUUGCCACUUUUGUUUAUUCUUGGAAUAAUAGCUGUUAUGAAAAAAAACCAGAAAUAGGAGUUUAUUGUUUAGGAUAUGAAUGUUAAAACUGUAAUAAUUAUUGCAAGACAUGUUCAGGUCCUAGCCCAACUUAAUGCUUAUCUUGUAAACAAAAAUCAUAUUUAUAAAAUAAUAAGUGUGUUAAUAACUGCAGUUCAUAAUUAUAAGAUAAUAUAAAUUGGCAAUGUGUUGAUGAAUGCCCAAAAGAUAGUUAUAGUACUACAGGCAAAUUAUAAAUUAAUGAUAAUUCAAUAAGCGUAACAUAAUGUGAUACUACUUGUUUAUUAGAUUAAUUUUAACUUAAAGAUAAAUGCUUUUAGAAUUAACCAAUUUAGACUUACUGCAAAAAAAAAGUUAAUUAUUAUUAUUGUGAAUACUGUUCUUCUGUUUGUUCAGAAUGUUAUGAUGUCUAUUCUAAUUCUUGCACAAAAUGUUCUAAUGGAGCUUAUUUAUAUGAUACUACAUGUUACACUGAUUGUCCAGAUGAUGCGCCUUACAAGGAUGAUAGCGUUCAAAAAUGUGUUUCAAGUUGCUCUUAAUAUGCAGAAAAGGGUCGUUGUGUUGUUUAAUGCUCAUCUUUGUAUUUCUUAUACGAAGAAAAAAGGCUUUGUUUUUAAAUGGGAUGUCCAUUAGGAACUUAUGAAUCAUAAUUAAAAUAUUGUAAUAGUUGUAACGCAGGUUGUGCAACUUGCACUGGAGGAUCUGAUCAAGAAUGCACAACUUGUUUACCUGGAUACUUUUUGAACGGAGGGACAUUUUGUAUCAAAGGUUGUACAGUUGAACCAGAUUUAAUUUAAGAUUGGAUUAAUGGUGCAUGCGUAUAAUAAUGCCCUUAAGGUGCAUAUUUACAAACAUUACCUGGAGGAGACCUAGCUUGUAAAGAAGAUUGCCCAAUUUAUUAUUAUUCUAAUAUAUGUGUUUCGAAUUGUCCAGAAUAAACAUAUUUAGAUAAAUAAAUUUGUAGAAGUUGUGCAAGUGCUUGUUCAGAAUGUUUUGGCACAAAAAUCGAUCAAUGUUCUAAAUGUGAUCUUGGAUAUUAUAUUGAAUAAACUACAUGUUAUGCAAUUUGCCCUGAUUAUAAGCCAUAUGCAAAUUUAGCUGAUUCAAGAUGUGUUGCUCAAUGCCCUGAUUAUUUAUACUUAAAAAAAAAUUAUUGCUUUAGUCCCUGCCCUGCCAUCUUAUACUAUUAUGAAAUAAAUGGUAAAAAAGAAUGUGUUGAUCAAUGCUAUUCAAAAUCUUAUUUAUGGCUUGGUAAAUGUUAUGAAUGUAAUUCAAUUUGCAAAGAAUGUUUUGGCCCUAAUAAUGGAAAUUGUCUUGAAUGUGAAUUACCUUACUUUUUGAAUUAAUAGACAUGUGGAGUCACCUGUCCUAAAUUUUAUGACUAAACAGAUCAUAUAUGCAAAGAUGCAUGUCCUGUUAAUUUAGUUAUUUAAGAAUCUAAUUGUUAAAAUAAAUGUGAUCCUGGAUAUUUAAUUUAUAAUAAGGUUUGUGUUAAAUAUUGUCCAUUUUAUGCAUAUUAAGUGGAUAACUACUGCUAUGAUUGUAAUUUUUUUUGUAGCUCUUGUUUUGGACCAACAUCUAAUGAAUGCUUUUCUUGUAAUGAUAAUUAUUUUUAAGAUGGAUAUAGUUGUAAAUCAGUUUGCCCUUAAUUUUAUAAUAAAGAAAAUAAAAAAUGUAUGCUUAAUUGCACUGGUCUGUAAGAAAUCACCGAAAAAAAAGAGUGUGUUUCUUAAUGUCCAUCAAAUUACAUAACUUGUUAAUCUAAAUGUGUUUUAGUCCUAUAAGAUGGAUAUUAUUAAGAUGGAAAAAUAUGUAAAAAAUGUGAUCCUAGAUGUUCAAAAUGCACUUCCCCAACACUUUGUUAAGCUUGUGUUUAAAAUUUUUAUCUUGAAGUUUAAUCUUGUGUGAUGAUUUGCUCGAAUUCUUAUUUGUACAUGGAUCCCCUUUCGAGAUCCUGUGUAACAAAAUGUCCUUACACAUUAUAUCAUUUAGAAUAAUAUGGAAAAAGAUUUUGUGUAGCUGAUUGCGCUUACAAACUUUAUGAUUAAUGUGUAUUAAAAUGUCCAAAAGGAAUGUAUUCAAAAAAUAAAGUAUGUACUAAAUGCCCUUAAUAUUGUGAAGAAUGUGAAACUGCUACAAAAUGUACAAAAUGUUUAUUGGGUUAUUAUUUUUAAAAUGGAUCAUGCUUAAAAAGUUGUUUAAAUAGUAAGACUGAUACAAAGAAUUUUAAGUGUGUUAAUACGUGUGAUGCUUCUUUGUUUGAAUAUAAAAAUGAAUGCUUAGAAAAUUGUCCAACAAAUCCAAUUUUGUAUAAAAAUAAAAAAAUAUGUUCUCUUUCAUGUCCAAAUAAUACUUAUUAAAACGAAAGAGAAUGUGUAGAUUGCAAUGCAUCCUGUUUAACAUGCAUAGGACCUACUAAUAAAGAUUGCAUAACAUGUUAAGAUGGAUUUUAUUUGGAUAAUUAAAUUUGUACCAAUGCAUGUUCAUCUUUAUAUGAUGAAGUCAAUAAAAAAUGUGUUCUUGCGUGUCCUAAAAAUCUCUUUAAGAAUUAAAAUAAAUGUGUAAAAAUAUGUGAUGCUUACCAAUAUAUUAAUAAUUGUGUUAACACCUGUCCACCAUAAACAUAUGCUUUGAAUUAAAAAUGUUUUGAUUGUUCUGAAAAUUGUCAAGAAUGCAAUUCUUUUGGAUGCACAAUAUGUGGUUCUGGUACAUUUUUAAAUGAUGGUUUAUGUAGUAAAUAUUGCCCAUAUUAUUACAAUGAAGUAAAUAAUCAAUGUGCUUAAUUAUGUCCAAAAGAUACUUUUGUAUAUAUAGAUCAUUGUUAUUCAGAAUGCCCAGUGAGUNGAAUUAAUAGACAUGUGGAGUCACCUGUCCUAAAUUUUAUGACUAAACAGAUCAUAUAUGCAAAGAUGCAUGUCCUGUUAAUUUAGUUAUUUAAGAAUCUAAUUGUUAAAAUAAAUGUGAUCCUGGAUAUUUAAUUUAUAAUAAGGUUUGUGUUAAAUAUUGUCCAUUUUAUGCAUAUUAAGUGGAUAACUACUGCUAUGAUUGUAAUUUUUUUUGUAGCUCUUGUUUUGGACCAACAUCUAAUGAAUGCUUUUCUUGUAAUGAUAAUUAUUUUUAAGAUGGAUAUAGUUGUAAAUCAGUUUGCCCUUAAUUUUAUAAUAAAGAAAAUAAAAAAUGUAUGCUUAAUUGCACUGGUCUGUAAGAAAUCACCGAAAAAAAAGAGUGUGUUUCUUAAUGUCCAUCAAAUUACAUAACUUGUUAAUCUAAAUGUGUUUUAGUCCUAUAAGAUGGAUAUUAUUAAGAUGGAAAAAUAUGUAAAAAAUGUGAUCCUAGAUGUUCAAAAUGCACUUCCCCAACACUUUGUUAAGCUUGUGUUUAAAAUUUUUAUCUUGAAGUUUAAUCUUGUGUGAUGAUUUGCUCGAAUUCUUAUUUGUACAUGGAUCCCCUUUCGAGAUCCUGUGUAACAAAAUGUCCUUACACAUUAUAUCAUUUAGAAUAAUAUGGAAAAAGAUUUUGUGUAGCUGAUUGCGCUUACAAACUUUAUGAUUAAUGUGUAUUAAAAUGUCCAAAAGGAAUGUAUUCAAAAAAUAAAGUAUGUACUAAAUGCCCUUAAUAUUGUGAAGAAUGUGAAACUGCUACAAAAUGUACAAAAUGUUUAUUGGGUUAUUAUUUUUAAAAUGGAUCAUGCUUAAAAAGUUGUUUAAAUAGUAAGACUGAUACAAAGAAUUUUAAGUGUGUUAAUACGUGUGAUGCUUCUUUGUUUGAAUAUAAAAAUGAAUGCUUAGAAAAUUGUCCAACAAAUCCAAUUUUGUAUAAAAAUAAAAAAAUAUGUUCUCUUUCAUGUCCAAAUAAUACUUAUUAAAACGAAAGAGAAUGUGUAGAUUGCAAUGCAUCCUGUUUAACAUGCAUAGGACCUACUAAUAAAGAUUGCAUAACAUGUUAAGAUGGAUUUUAUUUGGAUAAUUAAAUUUGUACCAAUGCAUGUUCAUCUUUAUAUGAUGAAGUCAAUAAAAAAUGUGUUCUUGCGUGUCCUAAAAAUCUCUUUAAGAAUUAAAAUAAAUGUGUAAAAAUAUGUGAUGCUUACCAAUAUAUUAAUAAUUGUGUUAACACCUGUCCACCAUAAACAUAUGCUUUGAAUUAAAAAUGUUUUGAUUGUUCUGAAAAUUGUCAAGAAUGCAAUUCUUUUGGAUGCACAAUAUGUGGUUCUGGUACAUUUUUAAAUGAUGGUUUAUGUAGUAAAUAUUGCCCAUAUUAUUACAAUGAAGUAAAUAAUCAAUGUGCUUAAUUAUGUCCAAAAGAUACUUUUGUAUAUAUAGAUCAUUGUUAUUCAGAAUGCCCAGUGAGUACUUAUUAGUAUAAAAAUGAUUGUCUUUUGGUAUGUCCAACUCUAACAGUUUAAGUAAAUAAUGCAUGCGUUUCAUGUUCUGAAAGAUGUUUAAUUUGUAAGAGUGAAUAUGAAUGCUCAAAAUGCGAAAACCCAUAUUUUUUAUUUAGUGGUUCUUGCGUUGUGCAAUGUCCACUAUAAUUACGAUUUCAAGAUUUCGUUAACGGCUUGUGUGUUUCGAGUUGUCCACCUGAAUCUUAUGAAAAAGGAUAUGAGUGUGUUAAGGAAUGUGAUUUGAUUAUACACUAAAAGCAAUGCCUCUAAGCAUGUCCUAUUGGGUAUUAUAGUAAUGAUUAUUGUAAACCAUGCCGAUUAGAAUGCAAAGCUUGUUCAAGUUUUGAAAUUUGCACAGAAUGUAAUGAAAAUUUCUUUCUUGAAUUCAAUCAAUGUGAUACUUAAUGUACUAAAAUAAAAGAUUUAAAAUCAAAAUCAUGCGUCAAUGUUUGCAACAAUUUUUUAUAUAAGAAUGUUUGUUAUGAAACUUGCCCAAAUAACACAUAUGAAUUUAUAAACGAAUGUGUCUUAAAUUGUAAUAAUGGGUAUUAUGGCACUAUAGACUAUAAAUGCUAGAAGUGUCCCUAAUAAUGUGUAAAUUGUAUUAAUUCUUCCGAAUGUACCAAAUGUACUAUAGGAUACUUUUUACAUAAUGAAUAAUGUUUAGAUUAAUGUCCUGUCUCAUUUUUUUCAAAUCCUAUACUUAACGAAUGUUCAACAAAAUGUCCUGUCACUACAUUUAUAUUUUAAAAUUCUUGUCUUUUUGAAUGCCCCUCUUAAUAUUUUAACGAUAUGGAUAAUUAUAAAUGUGUGAAUAAUUGUGGACCUUAAUAGUAUUUAAGUAAAAAAAACUGUUUAAAAUGUUCGAUAGAAUGUGAUUAGUGCACUGGAAAAGGAAAUAAUAAUUGCAUCAAGUGUGCAAGCAGUUUUAUAUUGACUGAAGAUGGAUUUUGUAUAGGCAAUUGUAAAGAUGGAUAUUACAAAUAAGAUAAUUCUUGUUAUUAAUGUAUACAUAAGUGUUAAACAUGCUCAAAUGCGACUGAUUGCAUUAAAUGUAGAGGGUUCAAUAGAAAUGCUGAAGAUUGUUCUUGUCCAAAAGGAUACUAUGAUGAUGAAUUCUAAGAUGAUUGUAAAAAAUGUCCUUGUGAUGAAUGUACUUCAAGUGAUAACUGUCUUAUAUGUAAAAAUAAUCUUUAAGUUCCAAAAUGUAAUUGUGAUAGAGUUCUCAAUGAUGAUUGGUGCAUUACUUGUCAAGUAGCUAAAGUCAAUAUUUAUUAUUCUGAUGAUCUAAAUCAAAUAAUAGUAAAUUUUGGUUAUUUGAUUUCUGUUAAUUUGAUAAAUCCAUUUUAACCUUCAAAUUGUUCUUCUUGGUUUGAUAAUUCAGAAAUUUUUGGUAAAAAUGCUUAAUGUUAUUUAUCUUGGAAUAGAUAUGCCGUACACAUUAUAUUAUAACCUUAUGCAUCUAUUAAAAUAGGAGAUUAGUUAAAUUUUAAGAGUUCUUUUUAUAGAGACGUAGAUUAAGGGAUUUGUGAUGAACUGUUUAUUGAAUAAUUUAUUGAAAAUAAAGUGAAAGAACCUUAAAGCUUCUCUAAACCUUAUAUUCUUUUUGAUGUUCCUUCAUUUGUUAGCACAUGCAAAACAAUAUUUAUUAAAUAAAUCUUAUUAGAUGGUACUGGUUAAAAACUUUAGACUAUUCUAUCUUGGACCCUUAAAGAAAUGGAAAAUGAGGAAUAAUUUCUACAAAUGGAUGCAUUCUUAGCUAAUCAAUAAAAUGAGAUUACUAUUCCUAUAGGUACCUUAUCAACAAAUGUUACAUAUACAAUCACAGCAAAGUAUAUUAAUUUCUUGUAAAGAGUUAAUUUCACAACAUUUUCAUUUACAACUCUCCCAAUACAAGCUCCUUAUGUAUUUUUAAGUUUUGAACCUCUAAUGGCAAGAGUUUAUGUAUUUGAUUGCCAUGUCUCUUACUCAGAUUUGAAAAAGAAAUUUAAUGUUUUUAUAGAGAUAUUAGGAAAUAAGAAUGAAUCAUAUCUAUAAUUAACUUAAGAAAUAAAUCCACUUUAUGACAUUCCUUUAAACGAGUCUCUCCUUCCUAAAGAGACUCCUUUAAAAUUUAUGGCAUCAACUGGAAGUUCGAUAAUAAAAGAAGUUUUUUAUUUAAAAUCGAAAGAAAUAGAAAUAAAUUUUUUAUAAAAAAAUAGGUUUAUUGGUUUGGAUAAUUAAAUUAAUGCAAGAGGCUUUGAUAGAAACAUCUAAGAUGAAAUUUUAAGCACAAAAGAAAUCAAUUAUGAAUGGUUAUGCAAUAACUUACAUAAUUUAUAACCUUGCAAAACAGAUGAAAAUCAAAUUAUGCAAUUUCCAUCUAGAAGAAUUGUCAAUAUCUUUGCUGAUAGUUAAAAUACAACUUUCGUAUUUUUCGCAAAAGCAUCUAAAGGUAAUAGAUGGACAGUCAAAGAAUAAUUGAUAAUCAUUACAGACUUUAAUAUUGAGGAAGAAUUUACUAUCAAUAAUGAUGAUCCUAAAAAUUAUAUUAAUGCAAAUGAUGAAGUGACGAUUUUAAUAAAAAAAUAAUAACAAUAUGCAUUUAUAAUCUAAAAACACAAAAUUUUGGAAUCUAUCAAAAUAACAAGCUUGUCCUUUAAAUUUAGAUUAGCUGGUUUUACAACUGAUUAUAAAAGUCCAGUUUACAUUUAUUUGAUACCAGGAAAUGAAUCAAUCGUUUUCAAAUUGAAUGAUCCACCUAAAGAUGGAAGCCUAAAAAUAGAGCCUUUAAUAGGAGAAUCUCUAGAUUAUUUUAAUUACUCUUUUACAAAUCUUUUAGGGGGAAAUUAUUUCAGCCUUUAUUAUUAUUUUGAAAAAUCCAUUUUGGAAAGUGAUAUAAAUACAUAAUCUACUAUUAAUGGAAUUCCACUGGUCACAAACUCAAAUGCAACUUCUGGAUAAUUUUAAUUGCCAAAUGGAAUCACUGAUAACUCAAUAUCUGUUCUAUGUGAGAUUUAGUCAAUUUAAGGAGCUAAAUCUUACUUGAAAUAAGAUAUAUAGGUUGUGAGGAAAAAUUAUGAAUUGUAGCGAUUAUACAAAUCAUUCACUUAUUAAACAAAUUUAAAAGAUUUACAAAGUCUUCACACUAUGAUUGCAUUGAUUUAACUAGAAAAAAAAUAGGUUUGUUUGAAACAGUGUUCAGGUGUUGGAACAUGUGUUAAUAAUAAAUGUUAAUGCCCUCCUGGAUAUUAUUUUGAUGAUUGUAGUGGAAAUUAAGAUUAAUAAAAUUAAUUUAAUGAAUUUUUAAAUAAUGUUAUGUAAUCAUUGAUUAAGAUACCAAUAAAAAAUAAUCUAGAAAUGAAAUUAUUUAGUCAUUCUCUUUAUUUCUUAUAAUAGUUUAAUUCCAAAAAUACAUUAAGUUUAGAAGAUUGCUAAACCAUAUUAUAAUCUUAUAUAGAAAACACAAAUUAAAGAUUAGAAUAGAUAAAUUAAUAUUCAAUAAAUUUAUAAUAUUAAUCUACUGAUGAUUUUAAUUAUUCAUAAAUAGACAUUCGUUCUUUAAUUAAUAAAAAUGAUUUACACAUCGCUCUUAAAAGUACUGUUUUUAUGUGGGAAAAAACAAUAUUUACUUAAGGUUCAGAUAUUUAUUAAUUACAAAAUCAUUUAGGCAACUUUAUAAACAAUAUUAUUGAAUUAUCUAUCUUUGCUUUAAAUCCAAACGAAAAAAUCGAUUUUUCAAUCGACACUGCGUUUAUUAAUAUUAAAAGUACUAAUUUGAUUUUAAAUCCUUUUAAUAACAGGCUAUUGUAAGAAUAAAUUCUACAGAAUUCAUAAUUUUAUUAUGUCAUUUAGUCAAUUUACAUAAAAAAUUAUUAUGCAUUUGAUGGUUACUACCCAUAUCCUGAUUAAAUAUAUCCACUAUAUGAUUAUUAAAUUCGGCUUUAGAAGAGAAAAUAAAACUUUUUUUAUAAUCACUCAAUACUUUAUAAUUUUGGUGAAUUAAAUGAUACUAGUAAUCUAGUAUGUUUACAGAGAGAUUGGUAAAGUUAUGAAUGGUCAAAUUUUAAAUGUGAAUUAAACUUUAUAAAUUAAAGUUAUUUUUGCAAUUGUAGUAUGUUGGCUCCUACAACAAUUUGUAAUGAUAAAAGAUACUUAUAUGACAGCAGAAAUUAUUUUUAACUUAAUAUUCCUAAUCUUCUUUACAUUAUUUACUUUAUUUAAUUAUUUUUAUUAUUAUAUUUUUCUUUUAAACAGACUUAAUAUAAUAAAAUUAAUUAAAAUUAACAAAAUAAAUUUGGACAUGUAUUCAAAUUAUAAAAAAGCAAUAAACCUCAAAUUCUUGCUAAUUAGAUCUAAUAUGAUAGUUUGGAGAAUAGGAAAAAUUAAGAAUAAAAUUUUAUAGUUGAUACGAAAGAGCAGCAAUCUCAAGCGAAAUUUCAUUUUAACAAUUUUUGGGUAAUUUAAAAAUCAUAAUUUAGAAAUAUCAUUUCUUAACUUCUUUGUAAUAUAAUUAAAAGCCUUAUUUAAGUAUUUUAAUAAAAAGUUGUUUAAUCCUUCUUAGAUGGAAUUAAGCAAUAAUUAUUGGAGAAAUAUUUACCUUGUUAGAUUACAAAUAUUAAAUUUUAAUGUGGAUUGAACUAGGAUCGUUUAUAUUAAGCAGAAUUAGCGAAUAUAUAUUUAAAGUAUGGUCUAAAAUUUUUAUAAUAGAUCUAAUCUAAAUAUUUAUUAUUUAUGUAAUAAAAGUUACUUUUAUUCCUUAUAUAAAUUAGCUUAGCUUUAAUAUUGAUUUUGUCUUAUCUCUUUGGCCUAUAUGUAUACUUUAUGAUAAAAAAUUAAACAAGUUUAGUAAAUAUAAUCAUAAUUUAGAUCGUUUCUUAUACAUUUGCUGCUUUAAUAGACUUUUUAUUUUUAGAUCUUAUAAUGUUCAGCGCAAAUAGAUAUUUAGGAGAAAAAAAGAAGAAAAUGAUAAGAAAAAAAAUCAAAGAGUUUCACCAGAUUACACAAUCAAGGAAAGAAAAUUGA